UAAUCAAUACAACUUUAUAUUUUCGUUGAAAGAAGCUAAAAAACUACUCAACUUCAUCUUUGCGAUACAGAGGAAAAUAACAACAAUGGCGACUUCCAAAGGCGCUAAUACGUACAAUCGGUUGAAUUGGGAAGAUGCCGAUUUUCCCGUUUUAUGCCAAACAUGUCUGGGCGACAAUCCAUAUAUUCGGAUGACCAAAGAGCGGUUUGGAAAAGAAUGCAAAAUUUGUUCUCGUCCUUUUACUGUUUUCCGGUGGUGCCCUGGAUCAAGAAUGAGAUUUAAAAAGACUGAAGUUUGUCAGACUUGUAGUAAACAAAAGAAUGUUUGCCAGACAUGUUUACUGGACCUUGAGUAUGGUUUACCUGUUCAAGUUCGUGAUUAUGCAAUGAAUUUAAAAGAUGAAAUUCCAAAGUCAGAAGUUAAUCGAGAAUAUUACUCUCAAAACAUGGAACGAGAGAUAGCAAAUGCGGAAGGAAGUCAGCCAUAUGGAGCCCUUGCUAAAGCUCAAACACCAAGUGAUCUGCUAAUGAAACUGGCUCGAACAACUCCUUAUUACAAAAGAAACAGACCUCAUAUAUGCAGCUUUUGGGUUAAAGGUGAAUGCAAGCGUGGAGAAGAAUGUCCAUAUAGGCAUGAAAAACCUACUGAUCCAGAUGAUCCAUUAGCUGAUCAGAACAUUAAAGAUAGGUAUUACGGUGCAAAUGACCCAGUUGCUGAUAAACUUCUUCGAAGAGCGUCUGCAAUGCCUAAAUUAGAACCUCCUGAAGAUAAGACAAUAACUACUUUAUAUGUGGGAAAUCUCGGAGAGAAAAUAACUGAGAAAGAAUUGAAGGAUCAUUUUUAUCAGUAUGGUGAAAUUCGUUCAGUAACUCUUCUAAAUAAGCAACAGUGUGCAUUUAUACAAUUUACUACAAGACAGUCGGCUGAAAUGGCUGCUGAGAAAGCAUUUAAUAAAUUGAUUUUGAGCGGUCGACGGCUGACAAUCAAGUGGGGCAGAUCCCAAGCUAAACUUUCUACUGGGGGAUCAAAAGAAGUAGAAAAUAAGAAUUUAGAACCAGUGCCAGGUCUACCUGAAGCUCUACCACCUCCACCAGAAGAGUUAGCCAAUAAUUAUUUCAAUCUCCCACCAACUCCCACCAUCUUACCUACUGCUGGAGCUCUUCCACCAGCACCUCCACUUCCACCUUAUCCUCCGCCUAUGACAAUGAUUGGAGGACCUCCACCGUUAGGUAUGGGUUUUGCUAUGCCACCUCCACCACCACCUCUUCAAUUCAUCCGUCCUCGUCCAACGACCUUGCCUCCUCCUGGUAUCAUGCCUCCUGGAUUGCGCCCUCCUGGCUCAUAUCCUCCUCCUCCGGGACAGUCAUCGGCACCGUCGUCAGGUUCCUCUGAAGAAACGAUUUCUCCACCAAAACCAGUGAUUCAUUAUCCUUCGCAAGAUCCACAGAGAAUGGGAUCCACAGGUGCACCGGUUAAAUCAUGAGUGAAAUCCUAUAGAUAGGACUGUAAUGAUGUGCAUAUUUUUGUAUGAAUGACUUGUACAAAUUAUAAUUAUGCCUUGUUGUACUGUCAAGCACUGUUUGCUUUAUGUUGUGUCGUCAAUGAUAUAAAAAGAAUUAUAAAAAUGAUGUUAAAAUAAU
Molecule: messenger RNA, 1640 nt
Organism: Argiope bruennichi
Lineage: Eukaryota; Metazoa; Arthropoda; Arachnida; Araneae; Araneidae
Product: pre-mRNA-splicing factor RBM22-like
Exons: 9
Coding region: 86-1483 (465 amino acids)
Cellular component (GO): Prp19 complex; U2-type catalytic step 2 spliceosome; U2-type catalytic step 1 spliceosome
Molecular function (GO): pre-mRNA binding; metal ion binding; U6 snRNA binding
Source: RefSeq, a predicted model, not a curated record